Messenger RNA from Suillus clintonianus, 1176 nucleotides. RefSeq lists its product as uncharacterized. NCBI's taxonomy places the organism in Eukaryota, Fungi, Basidiomycota, Agaricomycetes, Boletales, Suillaceae. The coding region runs from base 1 to 1176 and encodes 391 amino acids. The transcript is spliced from 8 exons. The record is from RefSeq and is a predicted model, not a curated record.
AUGUCGUCUGAGAAUGCCCUUCCUCCUUCGGACCCAUCACUUUGUGUCCAAACGUCUUCUGAUGCCAGGGCGAAACGAAAAAUCGCCGCCCUCAUGGAGGAGGUUGAACUUUUGAAGCAGGAUAAAGCGAUAAAGCAAAGGAAGACAACAUAUUAUGUUUCACAGGGACGAGCGAUUCGACGGAUGGUGGCCCUUUACACUCCCAUACGGGAUCUAAUUAUCGAAAAUGACCGGCGCUGUGAUGAUGGCCUAAACAGCGACCCCACUCCAGAACAAAAGCGCCUUCAACGAGGCUACAUUGAAUUCGUUAAAGUAUUGCCGUGGGUUCACGAAAAGCUGUCAAAGUUUGACAACGAGGAGUUGGAUGACAUGCUGAAAAAGCUCAAGCAGGGCGCAGACUCAGCACGUGGUGACGACACGGGAACUCUCAAAGAGCUCGUGGCAUCAUGGGUGAAUAUCGAGUACAAUCCGACUCCUCUCAUCAGGUUGGAUGACAAGCACCAUCGGGGUUUUGCGAACGACGCAUGCGGCAAACUUCUCUGCCCAGCAGAAUGGCGGUGGGGAGACCCAGUCGUCAGAGCUGGUAUUUGUGACCGUACAACUACCUUCAUUGUGUCUGAGAAUUCAUGGCCGACAUUCAUGUAUGAAAACUAUCAAGCGGAUGCCAAGAAUUUGGAACGUGGUCUCUUCAAGUCGAAGCUGUUGGUUAUGGGGUUCAAGGCUAUCUUUACAUCUCCGUCGUCUGCCAACGAAGUGGAUGGUGACGGCGACGGUGCCGAUAUCAUCGAGAAUAACCGACGCUCCCGGAGACGAUCAGACCAAACCAAAGUGAAAACUUGUGUGGCUUCUAUCAUAGGUAUGAGGAAGGUUACUCCUCGUGCGAUCGCGUAUGCAACUUGUCAAAUCCGUUUUGCGCUUUCUAAUAUCACCUCUUGGCGCGCUCUAGACGGAGACUUCGAUUAUCAAAUUUUCUGGGACAACAUCAUGGAUUUCUUCGAUGACGCCCCGGGUCCAGCGGCACGGGCCAGGGUCAGAGAGCUUCUUGAAUGGUGGACGAGAAAAGUUUUCGGGAGAAACCAUCGGGAGGACUUGACAAUGGACGUUGUUUCCUGGAUGUCUGUUAACUCUCUCGCUGCCCAGAGACAGGAGAUGGAAGAUGACGCGUUUGACGAAUAG